Molecule: messenger RNA, 456 nt
Organism: Dentiscutata erythropus
Lineage: Eukaryota; Fungi; Glomeromycota; Glomeromycetes; Diversisporales; Gigasporaceae
Source: the annotation of a GenBank genome assembly
AGUGGAUUUUAUGUUAUUAUUAUGAGUAAAAUGUAUUUGUCUAACCGAAAAAAAGAUAUUUUACAAGUUAAAAUUUGUCAAAAGUAUUCUUACGAAACUUAUAUUUCUCUUAAGGGAUUACAAGCAAUAAGUUUAAGAAAAAAAGAACUUAUCAAGUGGUUAAAGGAAGAACAAGUGACAAAAGCAGAAAAAUAUUUUAAAUUAAAUUUUCUUUAUAUUUUUAAUUUAGAAUCGUAUCUGAAAUUGUAUAAAAACAAUUUUACUCUUAAAGAAGAAACAUGGCGAUUAGUUUUUUUCUUGAUUGGAGAUAUUGAAUGUAUUUUUGAUUCGAUUUGUAGGAUAUUUGGAAAUAAUUUUACUAUGAUUAUUUCUGAUAAUGAUUACCAUAAACAGUUGAACAACGAAAAAUCUCCUGCUUUUGUGGUUAAAGAAUUUGUGAGAAAACAAUUGGAUUAA